Lodderomyces jiufengensis is the source of this 600-nucleotide messenger RNA. RefSeq lists its product as uncharacterized. Bases 1 to 600 code for a protein of 199 amino acids. The record is from RefSeq and is a predicted model, not a curated record. NCBI's taxonomy places the organism in Eukaryota, Fungi, Ascomycota, Pichiomycetes, Serinales, Debaryomycetaceae. The transcript has a single exon.
AUGUACGAACGAUCAAUAACGGGGGUAAAAUUAACUAGUGUGAGUUCCUUGGAAUUUUUGGAGGAAUGGGAUAUUCAUAAUAGCCAAGACCAAGUAAUAACUGAGUAUUUGUCUAAGAAUUUACCCUCAUCUUUCAAUCAUCAUAAUCAGAUAUAUUUAGUCAGCAUUUUGUACUCAGCAGAAUUAUACAUGACACCGACUGCAUUGGAAAAAUUUACAACGACUGCAACGACCAAUUUUAAUCCAACAUUUUUAAAAAUUCAUAUAAUUGAUGACAAACAACUUGAUAUAUUUCCUGUUGAAUUUAUUAGUACUGAAACAUUUAAACGCUUGAUUGGUUUUGAAUUGUAUUCUGUAACCCAACCAAUAGAUACAGUAGAGCAGUUAAUUCAAAUUCUUGGCGACCAAAUCAGAAGGAUUACACUUUUUGUUCCAGAACUAAAUUUAGAGCACUUGAGUACAGCUAUCAACAAAUUAAAUUACUUAUGUGUUAAAAGUACUUUUGGAGCAAAUUAUUUCGAGCUGGAGCAAUGGAAAGAAGUUGCAGAAACAUUAAAAGUCAAAGUUGCUCUUAAUAAAUGUAUUUCACAACUUGAUUAA